AUGAAUUUAUUUAGCGUUGAAAUGAAGGCUGUUACUUGGCAAAAGGAUUCACAUGGGCUUUUUGAUUACGAAACCUAACUUCUCACAAUAGAAAAACAUGUCAUAUAACAAUAGCAGAAGGUUUAUCGAUUGGGUUAAGAAGUGAGCACUUAUUCUCCAGACUCCGAAUAGGAUGAGAGCCAAUAAUAUUUGACUACAGUUCAAGAACAGGGCAAUAAGUUUUACAUCAAUCCUGAGGGAUGUGAGGAAAAUGAAAACUUUUUAAUAGUUAGAAGUUUAAAAAAUAGUUAAGGAGGAUAGAAAGGAUAUAAAAUGGAGCCAGGAGACAUAAUAAAAUUGGGAAGAAUGGAAUACGUGAUUAUGGAAACCAAGGAUAAGGAUAACUUAGUAAACUAAGCCUCAAGCGAAUUGCUGAAAGAUCAAUUUGAACAGACUGCUUCAUAUGUCACCAGUAGUUCAGCGAUUUGUCGAUUUUGUCUCAUGGACACUCAGACCCUUGAGGAUCCCUUCAUUUCUCCAUGUAAUUGCAAAGGAAGUUGCUAAUUCGUUCAUUUUAAUUGCAUGAGAUAAUGGAUAGAGAGUAGAUGCCAAAUAAAGCAGUUGAAUAAUGCUCAAUCCUAUAGAUUGAAAUAGUAACAAUGCGAACUUUGUGAAUCCUUAUUACCUUUGAAAAUUAGGAUGGAUGACAAAGAGCUGUCUCUGGAUGUGAUAUAGCGUCCAUCCACGCCAUAUCUUAUAAUGCAAUCAAGACACAAGAAGGAGAAGAAGCAAGGGAAAGCUGUAUAUGUCAUCUAGUUUCAAAAUGGUGAGCCCAUAAAGAUAGGAAGAGGUCAUCAAUGCGAUAUCCAAAUCUCGGAUAUUUCCGUGUCUAGAUUACACGCUUAUAUAAAAUAUUAGGAUGGUAACUUCGUCAUUCUUGACAACAACAGUAAGUUUGGAACACUCGUAAAAUUAUUCCAAGCUUAUAGGAUCGAAGAGGAGAAAGUGGCUGUAUAAGUGGGACGCACAGUUCUGACUUUUGUACUCAAAUAACAGUGUACUAGUGAGAACCAUUGAAUUAUCUUAUUAUUUUUUAUUGAUAUUUAUAA
Molecule: messenger RNA, 1088 nt
Organism: Paramecium tetraurelia
Lineage: Eukaryota; Ciliophora; Oligohymenophorea; Peniculida; Parameciidae
Exons: 7
Molecular function (GO): protein binding; zinc ion binding
Source: RefSeq, a predicted model, not a curated record